GGCUUUUUAGACCAAAUCCCGGCAUUUUGCAUUAUACCUGAAAGUAGAUGGGGAAGCAAUGCAGAGCUGGCAAAACAAGUACACUAUGCUAACAUCAUGCCACUUCACCAAGCAGGGUUUUGCCAGGCUGAGCGGUUCCCUGCCUAUACCGUGUUAUCCCCAGCACAGACAGGCUGCUGAUGGACACCUGCUUACUUCCUCUUCAGAGACGGUUAACACAGAUGGACCAGUCGUCUCCAACCUACAUGCUUGCCAACUUAACCCACUUACAUUCUGAACAGCUUUUGCAGGGCUUGAACCUCCUUCGCCAACAUCACGAGCUGUGUGACAUUAUCCUUAGAGUUGGCGAUGUCAAGAUCCAUGCGCACAAAGUGGUACUUGCUAGCAUCAGCCCAUAUUUCAAAGCCAUGUUCACUGGAAAUCUUUCAGAGAAAGAGAACUCCGAGGUAGAGUUCCAGUGCAUUGACGAGGCAGCGCUGCAGGCUAUAGUGGAAUAUGCAUACACAGGGACUGUAUUCAUCUCGCAGGACACCGUAGAGUCACUUCUUCCAGCUGCAAAUCUUCUUCAGAUCAAACUUGUACUAAAGGAAUGUUGCACAUUUCUUGAAAGCCAGCUAGAUCCUGGCAAUUGCAUUGGGAUUUCUCGUUUCGCAGAGACGUAUGGCUGCCAUGACCUCUACUUGGCUGCUAACAAAUACAUUUGUCAGAAUUUUGAAGACGUUUGUCAGACUGAAGAAUUUUUUGAGCUUACACAUGCUGAAUUAGAUGAAAUUGUUUCAAAUGACUGUUUGAAUGUUGUCACAGAAGAGACAGUUUUUUAUGCACUGGAGUCUUGGAUCAAGUACGAUGUGCAGGAGCGACAGAAGUACUUAGCACAGCUGCUACACUGUGUCCGGUUGCCACUGCUGAGUGUUAAGUUUCUUACUAGGUUGUAUGAAGCAAACCAUCUUAUUCGUGAUGACCAUACUUGUAAACAUCUACUGAAUGAAGCCCUGAAAUACCACUUUAUGCCUGAACAUAGACUUUCCCAUCAGACUGUGUUGACGACACGACCACGUUGUGCUCCUAAAGUACUUUGUGCUGUAGGAGGAAAAGCUGGAUUAUUUGCUUGUUUGGAAAGGUAA
Molecule: messenger RNA, 1124 nt
Organism: Terrapene triunguis (Three-toed box turtle)
Lineage: Eukaryota; Metazoa; Chordata; Testudines; Emydidae
Product: kelch-like protein 28
Exons: 3
Coding region: 180-1124 (314 amino acids)
Molecular function (GO): protein binding
Source: RefSeq, a predicted model, not a curated record